This is a messenger RNA of Sclerotinia trifoliorum, 2185 nucleotides long. The record is from the annotation of a GenBank genome assembly. Lineage: Eukaryota; Fungi; Ascomycota; Leotiomycetes; Helotiales; Sclerotiniaceae.
CUCAGUCAUGAAAGAUCUUACUCGAGUACUUGUCGAGUACUGUACUUACCUACUUACCUACUUACCUACUUACAUUACGAUAUUACGGUAAAUAAAGUGACACCAUAAUGCAAAAUCCAGAAGAGGAUCGAUUUUUGGCUGAUCAUGGAAAUUCCCCAGAAAACAAUCAAUCUUUACAACUUUAUUAUUACCUACUAGGCUACUACUACCUUCACCCACAUGAAAAUCCUUGCCCCACCUUCUUCGUGACUUUUGUUCUAGCUUUCAAAGUUCAACCUAAUAAGAUUACUACCAUUUCAAGCUUCACGAUUCAAUACUAUCAAUCUCCUUACAGUACAACCGACGACUCUCUUCAUGAUUAUACUUCAAUUUAUUUCUUAUUGAAGUUUCAAUCAUCUCUGCCUCUGUUCAACCUCCCAAUAUCGAUGUGCUCCCCACGAAUUGUCCCAAGCAUAAUCCAUGUCUGAUAUGGCAGAAGAGAUACGGCCAGCGGCGCCCAAUCCCGCAGAUUCCUUUACAUCACAACCACAGGUUAUCGCUAGACAUGAUCACGAGUCGCGCAUCGCUCAACCUUCAACAUUCCUUCUUCCAAGAGGGAAGCUCGCCGAGAUGCAUCAAGAAAGGCUGCAGGAGCUGCCGCAGGAGGAAAAGCCGGAGGAGAAGCCGGAGGAAAAGCCGAUGAGCGCGCUCGACAGGGACCAGCAGAAGGGUCUGGUAAGAUAAUUUCACUUAUCGCUUGCUCUAUCAGUAUAGUCAUAUAAAAUCAUUUAUGGGAUAGUCGUGGGGGUUUGUACUUCGAGUACUACGCGGAGCUGACAUGUUUGAUUCAACAGAAAUCAAUUCGAGAUUUCCUCAAGCGCCGUACCAGCUACGAUGUUCUACCUCUUUCCUUUCGACUUAUCAUCCUUAAUACCGAUUUACUGGUCAAGAAGAGCUUGACCAUCCUCCUACAAAAUGGUACACAACAGCCACAACCCUACCAGAUUAUACCUCAAUGCUGAUCUUUGAACCUUAUAGGUAUCGUUUCAGCCCCGCUAUGGGAUUCCCACACCUCAACCUUUGCUGGACUUCUUACGACUUCCGACUAUAUAAAUGUUAUCCAAUAUUACUGGCAGAAUCCAGAAGCUCUUAAUCAAAUAGAUCAAUUUAAGUUGAGUAGCUUAAGAGGUAGAGUCCAAAAUUUUAGAUCGGCGGGGCAUCAGGCUGACUUCAUCACAGAUAUCGAAAAGGCAAUUGGCGUACUACCUUUAGAGACAGUGUCAGUACAUCCUGCGCGACCUCUUUACGAUGCCUGUCGCGAAAUGUUACAAACCCGGGCCCGCCGUAUCCCGCUGGUUGAUGUCGAUGACGAGACGGGCAAAGAGAUGGUGGUCAGUGUGAUUACACAAUAUCGUAUCCUGAAGUUUAUUAGUGUCAAUGUCGAGGAGACGGAAUUCUUGAAGAAAAGUGUAUCGGACAUCAAACUAGGAACUUAUGGGGACCUACAAACCGCAAAUAUGGACACUCCGGUGAUCGACGUCAUACAUAUGAUGGUCAAACACAGCAUUUCGAGCGUUCCUAUUGUUGACAAAGAUUCGCGAGUGCUUAAUCUUUUCGAGGCUGUCGAUGUAAUCACGAUUAUCAAGGGCGGUGUAUACGAUGGUCUGACUUUGACUGUGGGAGAAGCUUUGGCCAAUAGGGCAGAAGACUUUGCCGGGAUUUAUACUUGCAGUGAAGAAGACAGGUUGGAUUCGAUCUUUGACACGAUUCGAAAAUCUAGAGUGCAUCGAUUGGUGGUUAUAGAUGAAGAGCAGCAUUUGAAGGGUGUGAUCUCUUUAUCGGAUAUUUUGCAGUAUGUACUCUUACAUGGAGAAGACGAUGAUUGAGCCUGUCCGAUAUUGGCCAUGAUACUACGAGGAUGGAUAGGCGUUGCAUAGCGAUUUGGCGUACAGGUACAAACCUGAUCUCACUGGUCAUUAAAAUGGCCACAAAUAGAUGUGAUGGGGCGAUUUAUUCAUAUUCGUUAAUACCAUUUUAUCGGCUCGGGCUAAGGAUAACAUGGCACGUUUUGGGAUUGGCUUGUGAAUAUAUAUGGAUGAUGGGCAGCAUAGGACUUGCAAUUCAGAGAUUUUACCCCCUUUAGAAUGCUUUGACGGACUACCGGUGCAUUUCGAACAUGGCCGAGGGCUUCAGCUGAUUCUAAGUG